AUGGUAGUUUUAAAGAUUCUUAUUUUGUGUUUGCCUGUGGUAUACUCUGCGCACACAAAUGCGGUUUCGCCUUGCGAUGGAAUCACGAAUUGUUUAUGUUCGUCAUCAGCAGUAAACUGCACUGGUGCUGGUCUAACAUCACUCCCCCCAACAAUUAAUGCGGGAAAACUAUAUUAUUAUUUUGAAGAAAAUCAACUCAAAACUUUGAACAAAAACACAUUUCGUCACUUCAUCAAAGCCAAACAUAUAAAUGCGGGGAAAAAUCGUAUCAGCCAUUUAGGACCGAAGACCUUCAACCACAACAAAUUAUUGUCCCAACUAUAUCUUGAUAAUAACAGGAUUACAAGCCUACCAGCAACAUUGUUUACCAACAACCACAAUCUCACGUUGUUUUCUGCAAACUUUAACAACAUUACGUCAAUUAGCUCCGGCUUGUUUAAGAACUGUCCACUGUUAUCUUAUAUCAGCAUUACUAAUAACCAGCUAGCUGCAAUUGCCCCAGAUGCCUUCACUACUAACCUGGUGCUCAGCAGAUUGUUAUUGGAAGUUAAUCAUCUCACGACUCCAAUGUGGCAAUGGAUCGACCAUCUGAAACAUUCGGAAACAUUUGAAAUUUAUUUGGAUAGAAACCCUUGGAUAUGUGACUGCAGGAUGAAACAGUUUAAGAUUGAAGUGGAGACACACAGUUGGUAUCAACGAGCAGAAACACCAAAGAGCGGUAAGAAGGGAAUUGCGUCACAUGUACGGUGUUCAGCACCCCCAAACCAUGCCAGCAUGAACAUUGAAGCUGUAGAUUCGUUAAGUUUAACUUGCGAAUCACCGACUAUUUUAACCAACACCAGCGUUCUGCUUGCUGAGGGCAAACCGGGAGUAGUUACGUGUUCAGCAACUGGAAUUCCCGUCCCGCAAGUCUGGUUUGCUGAUGAGACUGGGCGAAAUGUAACAGAUCCGCAUCCAGGAGUGGGGAACAUGACUUUCAAUUCGGUUUUAACUGACGAAGCUGGGCUAUAUUCUUGUUUCGCUUCUGGUUGGAACAGUUCAGGAACAUGGACUCUAAAAUCGACUCCUGUGACUGUGAUUGUAAAAUCCAAGCCAGCAGCUGGAUUGAUUAUAACACUUGCUUUCAUAUUGCCGGCUCUUGUCAUCGUUGGGAUUGUUGUAUUUAUUCGGCAAAGGCAUAAGCGUCGAGAUGGAUACGGUUCGCUCACAAAUGAGAACGGCGCUUCUGCACGUUACGAUCACUUAAACGACGCAGAUGUGACUUCAGCCACAGUAUUACGCGAUAGCUCCGACGACGAAAUGGACGAACUGGUGAGCUACGCCAAAGAUACCGCAGACGAAAGAGAAGUACUGGUAUAGCGAUACCCAAUGACAAGACAAAUAUCUACGGGAAAGAUUUGCGCCUAUUUCAAUAUGGCAUGUGCAGUAUAGUAAUAUGACUAAGUUGGAGCUAUAUAUAUUAUUUUGCUUAUAUUUUUGUAAAAAAAAACGCUUUUGCUUUUGAUACUCUGCUGUUGCUUUGAUUAUUAUUAAAAUAUACCGGCUGGACUUUUAAAUUAAUGAUAGCAAAAGAUAAGCCAUACUAGCUAUACUUGUAUGCUGGAGAUUCAGAGCUCAACUUGGUCUCCGUUUCUCAAGAGCUUUUCCUUGGUGUUCCUUUAUCAAGAAAACAGUAAAUACUUUUUAUUGUAAAGUGAACGUCAGCUAACUAACUUGUUGAAAUGUUGACGAAAUGUAAUUUUUGCCUUCCCCUUUCUUCUGCCCGAAUCCAAACAAUCCACACCCGAACUUGAAUAUUUCUUUGUCAUUUCCGGGAUAAAAACCUGUGAUGAAGAGAAAACGAAGUUCGCUUAUUCUGUUGUAAAAAUUACUGGGUUUAAUUCCAAGCAAAUAGUAACAGUAGGUUGCACGUAAGUGAUGGAAACAGGAGGCACGUUAGUUAUGUUCGAACACCAACGUAUAGACAAAUGAGCUGUUUACUAUUAUAUCUACAAACCCCAAAAAUGUUGUAAAUUAUACUUAAAUCUCACGUUUUGAAAUAAAUUAAAAUUUCUUUUGUUUUCUACUUCUUUUUCGUGGUGAAAUUUCCCUCUCUCUUUAAAUCCUUUAUGAACCACAAAUGAAUUCGCCAUCACCACAAAUGUGAACCCACACAGGCGCAACUCGCAGUUCUGCAGGAUUUAAUUAUGUUUUUAAUCAAAUUAAAAAUGGCUGUGUUU
This is a messenger RNA of Ciona intestinalis (vase tunicate), 2219 nucleotides long. The record is from RefSeq and is a predicted model, not a curated record. Lineage: Eukaryota; Metazoa; Chordata; Ascidiacea; Phlebobranchia; Cionidae.